Molecule: messenger RNA, 531 nt
Organism: Leptosia nina
Lineage: Eukaryota; Metazoa; Arthropoda; Insecta; Lepidoptera; Pieridae
Source: the annotation of a GenBank genome assembly
AUGAAAGAAAUGCAGUAUGACUUAUCCAAAUUGAAAUCUGGAGAAGACGAAUUUGAUGUAUUCGGAAAAUAUAUUGCGAAGCAAUUGAAGAAACUCUCUACAGAACAAGCUUUAUUAGGACAAGAUGAAAUUCAGAGAAUGAAAAAGUUUCGAGAAAAGUCAAAUAUUCCAGCAACAGAACAAGAAUUUCCGAAUUUUCUUAAUGAAAAGGAUUUAGUGAUUUCGGAACAAGCAGCGACAAUUAAGACGUUAAAAGAAGAGGAUCACAAUUUAAAUAAAAAAUUAUCUUCAUUGAAGAAGUUGCGAAAAUCUAUCCAUUGUGUUGAUCAAAGUACGACAAAGAAAGUCUGUUGUGACAUAGAAGGUAAUUCGGAUACUUCUUGUUCUAUAAAUUAUAUUUCUGAAUUAAAUCUAGACUUACAGGAAAGUGUUAAGAAAGAGAAGGAUAAAAAUGAUUACCACAAUGAUGACAUAGAAGAUGUUUUUUAUGUCGAGGUAAAGAAAGAACCGAUAGAGGGAAAUGUGGUGUAA